Molecule: messenger RNA, 3361 nt
Organism: Manihot esculenta (cassava)
Lineage: Eukaryota; Viridiplantae; Streptophyta; Magnoliopsida; Malpighiales; Euphorbiaceae
Product: cation-chloride cotransporter 1
Exons: 13
Coding region: 200-3154 (984 amino acids)
Biological process (GO): monoatomic ion transport; transmembrane transport
Cellular component (GO): membrane
Molecular function (GO): chloride:monoatomic cation symporter activity
Source: RefSeq, a predicted model, not a curated record
AAACAAGUUUUUAUUUUUCCUCUCUUUUUCAAAGUCACGUCUUCUUCUCUCUCUCAAUACAAUUCAACAUUCAUUUUCAAUCCGAGUUCCUGAGAUCUCUCUGUUUGGGCAUUUCAUUUCUUCUCUCUAAAGAAUUCGUUUUCGUUUUGAAUUGGAUCUGUAUUUUCUUUGCUGAGGAAGGAAAUAUAGAUCUUUAACAAUGGACAGUGAAGAUGUAGAAAGCGGUGUGGAAGACGACUUCCAAACUCAACAUGGUGGCCGGAAGUACCGUCCAGUCGUUGCUCACGAUCGUGCUGUGCUAGAGAUGUCUUCCAUCGAUCCUGGAUCUUCCUCCGACCCCGCUGCUUAUCAAUCUAACCCCAAGAAGGUAAAAGUAGUUGCCCCAGAAAAUAUGCAUUCUAAUGCAAGUGAAGGGGGUAUUCCUGCUAAUGGAGGAGUCAAUGGCUCAGAAAGGGAACACAAAUUGGAAUUAUUUGGUUUUGAUUCUCUUGUCAAUAUUCUUGGUCUUAAGAGUAUGACAGCAGAGCAAGUGGCAGCGCCAUCUAGUCCAAGGGAUGGGGAAGAUGGUUCAAUUGCUUAUGAGCGGGCAAGGGUUAAUGAUGUUAAACUAGGUACAAUGAUGGGUGUGUUUGUCCCAUGCUUGCAGAACAUAUUGGGAAUUAUCUACUAUAUCCGAUUUACUUGGAUUGUGGGCAUGGCUGGCAUAGGUGAAUCUCUACUGUUGGUUGCAUUCUGUGGUUUGUGUACUUUCCUGACAUCAAUUUCAUUGAGUGCCAUUGCAACUAAUGGUGCAAUGAAGGGUGGCGGACCAUAUUAUCUCAUUGGUCGUGCUCUUGGCCCAGAGGUCGGAGUUAGUAUUGGACUAUGUUUCUUCCUUGGGAAUGCAGUUGCUGGAGCCCUUUAUGUGCUGGGAGCUGUAGAAACCUUUUUAAAAGCUGUGCCUGCUGCUGGGAUAUUUAGAGAGACCGUUACAAAAGUUAAUGGCACAAUGAUAUCAGAACCUAUAGAAAGUCCAAGUUCACAUGACUUGCAAAUUUAUGGGAUUGUUGUGACUGUCAUCCUCUGCUUCAUUGUGUUUGGUGGUGUGAAAAUGAUUAAUCGGGUUGCACCUGCUUUCCUAAUACCUGUUCUAUUCUCCCUGUUCUGCAUUUUUAUUGGGGUUUUUGCAGCAAGGAAGAAUAAUCCAACAACUGGAAUCACGGGAUUGAGUCUGGAAAGCUUCAAAGAUAACUGGAGUUCAGAUUAUCAAUUUACCAAUGAUGCUGGGGUACCUGAUCCUGAAGGAAAGACUUACUGGAAUUUCAAUGCAUUGGUUGGUUUAUUUUUCCCUGCUGUAACUGGAAUUAUGGCAGGGUCUAAUAGAUCAGCCUCACUCAAGGACACACAGCGUUCAAUUCCUGUUGGUACAUUGGCUGCAACUCUUACAACAACUGCAUUAUACCUGAUCUCUGUAUUAUUCUUUGGAGCACUUGCAACUAGAGACAAACUUUUAACGGAUAGGCUACUCACGGCCACCAUUGCUUGGCCUUUCCCUGCAAUUGUAUAUAUUGGUAUCAUUCUUUCAACUUUAGGGGCGGCUCUUCAGAGCCUUACAGGUGCACCGCGCCUACUUGCAGCAAUAGCAAAUGAUGAUAUUCUGCCUGUUCUCAACUACUUCAGAGCUGCAGAUGGGCAUGAGCCUCAUAUUGCUACCCUCUUUACAGCAUUUAUUUGUAUUUGCUGUGUCGUCAUUGGGAACCUGGAUCUUAUUACACCUACUGUCACUAUGUUUUUCCUUCUGUGUUAUUCUGGCGUGAACUUGUCUUGCUUCCUUCUGGAUCUUCUAGAUGCUCCCAGUUGGCGUCCACGGUGGAAGUUUCACCACUGGAGUCUCUCUCUUCUUGGAGCAUCACUUUGUGUUGUUAUUAUGUUCUUGAUUUCUUGGUCAUUUACUGUUGUAUCCCUAGCCCUUGCCAGCCUCAUAUACUAUUAUGUGAGCAUUAAAGGGAAGGCUGGGGACUGGGGCGAUGGCUUCAAGAGUGCAUAUUUUCAGUUAGCUCUUCGUAGUCUUCGAUCACUAGGAGCUAACCAAGUCCACCCAAAGAAUUGGUAUCCCAUCCCUCUCAUAUUUUGCCGGCCAUGGGGAAAGUUGCCAGAAAAUGUACCUUGCCAUCCCAAACUUGCUGAUUUUGCGAAUUGCAUGAAAAAAAAGGGCCGUGGGAUGUCUAUCUUUGUAUCAAUAUUAGACGGAGAUUACCAUGAACGUGCUGAAGAUGCCAAGGCAGCAUGCAAGCAACUUGGUACCUAUAUUGAUUACAAGAAUUGUGAAGGUGUAGCAGAGAUAGUCGUAGCCCCUAGUAUGUUUGAGGGGUUUCGUGGAAUUGUCCAGACUAUGGGUCUUGGCAACCUCAAGCCCAAUAUUGUGGUGAUGAGAUAUCCAGAAAUAUGGCGUCGUGAAAACUUAACUGAAAUCCCAGCCACCUUUGUAGGUAUAAUUAAUGACUGCAUUGUUGCAAACAAAGCAGUUGUUAUUGUCAAGGGUCUUGAUGAGUGGCCCAAUGAGUAUCAGAGGCAAUAUGGUACCAUUGAUUUAUAUUGGAUUGUAAGAGAUGGUGGUCUGAUGCUUCUCCUUUCCCAGCUCCUUCUUACCAAGGAGAGUUUUGAGAGUUGUAAAAUUCAGGUCUUCUGUAUUGCAGAGGAGGAUUCAGAUGCUGAAGAACUGAAAACUGAUGUGAAGAAAUUUCUAUAUGAUCUUCGGAUGCAGGCUGAAGUGAUAGUUGUAUCAAUGAGAUCAUGGGAUGCACAAGCAGAGGGUGGAUCUCAACAAGACGAAUCACUUGAAGCAUUCACUGCUGCUCAACGUCGAAUUGCUAGUUACUUAACAGAGAUGAAGUCGGGAGCUGAAGGGGAAGGGAAUGUGCUGAUGGCUGAUGGGAAACCUGUGGUUGUGAAUGAGCAACAGGUUGAGAAGUUCCUGUUCACAACACUGAAGCUGAAUUCAACGAUAUUGAGAUACUCGAGGAUGGCUGCAGUUGUACUUGUGAGUCUACCGCCGCCUCCAGUGAACCACCCAGCCUACUUUUACAUGGAAUACAUGGAUCUGUUAGUGGAAAACGUGCCGAGGUUGUUGAUGGUAAGAGGAUACCGUAGAGAUGUUGUAACUCUAUUCACGUAGUGGAUACCGAUAAAAUGUUGUAACCUUAUUCAUAUUGCUUCUUCUGGAUGGCUCAACUUGUUCAGUUUUUGUAGCUUAAAUGUUACAUUCAUUCUUUCUUUUUUUUUACUCCUGGAAAAGCGGCAGUUUUGCUGUUCAACUUAAUUAGUGUUGCAAUAGAAAAAUUUUUAAUUUGUACAGCCCUUUUAGGGAUGUGCAUUUGUGUUA